AUGGCCCCUCGUGUCAAAGCACGCGCAGCGGCAGGCGCACCCGACGACUCGGAAGAAGACGACCUUAACAACGCGUCGACGGGUCCGGAGAACAAACGCACAAUGCCCGCCUCGACACGCGCAAAAACGACGCGCCGUGCCAGCGCAGGGAAACCGGCUCCCAAGCGCAAGGCUGCACCGAAAACUCAAGCGCGACCAGCUUUAAAAGAUCGAACGAAUGAGCAACACGCCAGCGACACGGAGGAACUUGACGAGUUCGACCACGAGACCAUGGAGGCGUCAAAGCCCAAGGCGAAGCGAGCGAAGACUGCUGCUGUCAGCAAGACCUCCAAGAAACCUGCCGCGCCCAAGGCGGCUUCAGCGAAGAAGGGCAAAAUAGCCAAGCGUGCACCGUCCCCCGGGCCGUUGGCAGUGAUACCGGAGACCCAACAGGACCCUGAGCAGAUGGAAGAUGUAGAACAGUCGAUUGAGGUAUCGCUGGACCCCAGCAAUAUGGACAUUGCCCAGGAGCCAACGCCAAAGCCAAUACAGAAAUUCUAUCAACGAGCGCCGUCAGUUCCCGUCCAACCCCUGCAUCCACGGCCGAGUGCGAGACCAGUUUCGGCCCAAUCUACAUAUGCGCCCGUGAGAGAGCGGAGUGGGAGCGCAGGUGGCGGAGAGCGCUUUCUUGGUGACCCAGAACUUCGCAGAGCACUCAAUGAGAUGACGAAGAAAUAUGAGAACCUUCAGCUGAAAUAUGAGAGUCUAGAGGAUGUUGGAAAAACGGAUGCCGAGACGAACUUUGAGAAGCUGAAACGGGCGAGCGAUCAAAAGACCAAAGACGCGAAUGAGCUGAUUUCCUCUCUCAAGAAGGAGCUAGCAGAAUUGCGCAAGACCAGUGCUGCUGUAACGUCGGAGACUUCUGGGCUUCACAAGCAGGUCACCAGCCUUACGACCACCAACGAGAAGAUCGUUGCGGAACGGGAUGAGUUGAAAGACAAGCUCAAGCUCUCUCAAAAUGAGGUUAAGUCUAUGGAGGCCAAACUCAUCGCUGCCAGACAGCAGCUCUCUAGCAGUGCACUGGAGGCCAAAGCUCAGGCAAGUGCUGCAACGAAGCCCAAUUCAAAUUCAGGGCUAGGAGAUGCUCAGAAGGAAGCGAAGAUGAAGGAAAAUCUAUACGCUGAUCUCACCGGUCUGAUCGUGUGCGGAGUGAAGCGUAUGGAUGGCGAGGACGUGUAUGACUGCAUACAGACUGGCCGUAAUGGAACAUUGCACUUCCACCUUUCUAUCGCGAACGACACCACAACGCCACAUCCCAAAACCCCAUCUGGAGUUGACUACGCAGAAGCCGAGUUCGCGUAUGAGCCGCUACUGGAUGAGAGCAGGGACAAAGAGCUGCUUGAUCUGCUGCCAGACUACCUGACAGAGGAGAUUUGCUUUCCGCGAAACCACGCCCAACGAUUUUACAGCAAGGUCGUGGACAGCAUGACCAAGAAGAUUGUUAUCGAGGAUGAUUGA
Messenger RNA from Ramularia collo-cygni, 1497 nucleotides. RefSeq lists its product as uncharacterized. The transcript is spliced from 2 exons. Lineage: Eukaryota; Fungi; Ascomycota; Dothideomycetes; Mycosphaerellales; Mycosphaerellaceae. The record is from RefSeq and is a predicted model, not a curated record. Gene Ontology annotation, molecular function: microtubule site clamp; protein binding. Bases 1 to 1497 code for a protein of 498 amino acids. Gene Ontology annotation, biological process: homologous chromosome segregation; meiotic sister chromatid segregation; attachment of mitotic spindle microtubules to kinetochore. Gene Ontology annotation, cellular component: mitotic spindle; chromosome, centromeric core domain; nucleolus.